Molecule: messenger RNA, 405 nt
Organism: Didymodactylos carnosus
Lineage: Eukaryota; Metazoa; Rotifera; Eurotatoria; Philodinida; Philodinidae
Source: the annotation of a GenBank genome assembly
AUGCCUGUUGUUAAAUUGCUUGUUGACGUAAAACAUUCACAAUCGACAUUGGAUGCGCACGACUGUACUUUAGAAUUGCAACUUGGUGGAGUGCAUGUUGCAACCGUGGUACUCAACGGUAAAGAAACUUUAUGGUAAAAGAAUAAAUAAUUUUCAGUGUAAAUAGGAACUGAUAGGGUUAGAAAGAUUCUUACCGGUUGUUGUCUGUCCGUAAGCUAAUUUACUUGAAGAAAAAAAAGCAGAUUCAGUGCAAAUUUAAAGAGAUGUCAGUUUUCAUUAAUAAAAACUUACGAGAGGAGGCCACCAACUGUCUCCCCGCUUUGGAGCUGAAACUCAGUUGACAAUAGGUAAUCGACCAUGCUGAUUCCGAGUAUCACAAUGAUUUUUGCCCGCAGGCCUCUGGAG